AUGCAUGACGGCAACGAGGGCACCGAGUCUUACUUCAUUGAUUGCAACGAUGCCGGAGCUGAAUUCAUACAUGCCGUUGCACGUGGAGUGUCUGUGUCAGAUGUUGUCGAGCCCAAAUAUGUGCCUCCGAUAGUGUCGUCGUUCUUCCCGAAAAAAGAAACACUUAACUGCGAAGAGCUUUUGAAGCCUUUGUUGGUGGCGCAAGUGACCGAGCUCGACGACGGAUUCUUCGUCAGCUGUGCCAUUAAUCAUGUCGUUGCUGACGGAGGGUCCUUUUGGCACUUCUUCAACUCCUGGUCCGAAAUAGCCCGCGGCUUGGACACAAUAUCGAAAGCCCCUUUUUUUGAUCGUUGGUCCCCGAGCAAGGUUCUUGAUAAAAAUAGUCGGAUCCGUGUUCCACGGAUUGAUCGAAAUCCAACGGCCACGGAAGCUCCUCGUCCGCCCAUGCUCAAAAGAGUUUUCCACUUCAGCAAAGAAAGUUUAGACAAGCUGAAAAUCAAGGCCGGCUCGGAAUCCGGAUGCGGCGCGAAAUUCUCCACAUUUCAAGCUCUAUCAGCUCAUUUAUGGGGACGUCGAAAUUUUGUUGUUGGUUCACCGCGCUUUGAGGUCUAUGGCUGCGAUUUUGGAUUCGGGAAACCGGUUGCCUGCAGGACCGGCGGAAAGGAAAAGCACGACGGGAAGGUGACAGUUUAUCCGGCAGCUCAGCGCGGAGGCAUCGACGUCGAAGUUUGCUUGUCGCCGGCGGCGAUGAAGGCCUUGGAGGAUGAUGUUGAGUUCAAGGAAGCUAUAACCAUUUGA
Messenger RNA from Andrographis paniculata, 798 nucleotides. Its product is annotated as protein ENHANCED PSEUDOMONAS SUSCEPTIBILITY 1-like. The record is from RefSeq and is a predicted model, not a curated record. NCBI's taxonomy places the organism in Eukaryota, Viridiplantae, Streptophyta, Magnoliopsida, Lamiales, Acanthaceae.